AUGGCACAACAUCUCUUUGGUCCUCCACAUCCUUUGCCUGGUGACCUUUUCACUGGUGUUCUACAUGUGAUGAGUGAAAUUGAUGCGAACCUUUUUUCAUGCAAGAGAUUGCCUGAAAACACACCUAUGUUGGCAGAAGGGGCUGUCUUGCCUCUGGGCAGGGUUAGCGUUUAUGAUGCCUUGGUGAACCAAUUUGAAGACGUUUUGGUGAUCAGUUUUACCCCAGAAACCUGGUGGAAACAAAUUCCAGAUAUGGGGGAUGCCCUAUCCACGGCAGUGGUCGACCUAUGUGCUGGCACUGGAUCCAUGAGUCUAGGCGCUCAAUUCAUGGGGGCUGAACCUAUGGUUGCGGUUGACUGGAAUCAUGUUGCAAUAGCACAUCUCAAUGCUAACCACAAGGGCACCAUUUUGCACUUGGACAUCUCAGCCAGGGAUGCAGCCAGACAAGUGCACCAGGCGUGCAACCAGCGGCCAGGAACGGUGUUCAUGGGCUUCCCAUGCCAGCCGCACUCAGUCCAAGGGCAACGUCGUGGCACAGCUGAUCCACGUGCAGAAGUGCUUUGGCAUGGGCUUCACAUUGCCUUUAUGAUCCAAGCUCAGGCAGUGAUCCUUGAAUGCACACCAGCAGCUGGCCACAACCAGGACAUCCGGCAUGGCUUGGCAACUCUGGCAGCAGCCAUGGGUUGGACAAUUUUGACCACGGAACUGGAUCUUGCUGAUGUGUGGCCUAGUAGGCGUCACAGGUGGUGGGCUCUUCUGAUGCCAUCUGCAUGGAACCAAGUAGGCAUGACUUCAUGGACUUUGCAAACACCAUUUGAUCAUGUUGGCACCAUUAUCCCGACAUGGGGACAUUGGACUGAUGAAGAGGAACGAGAUUUGCAGUUGACGCAGAAUGAGUUCAACAUGUUUCAUGAUGCACGUUUUGGCAGUGAUGUCCGACAUCUGACCAUCGAGGGGUUUGCAUCCACUAUUUUGCAUUCAUAUGCGAAUGCACUUGGGCCCUGCCCUUGUGGAUGCCGACACCAAGCAUUUCAUGAGUUGACCCUGCAAAAAGGGGGCUUGCGAGGUUUCUAUGUGACUUCAGGUUCAACUGGACGUCCAAGAUAUUUGCACCCCCGAGAGGCUGGUCUUCUCCUUGGAGUACCAGACUCGAUUCUCUAUCCACAUGAUGUCAGAACAAGUUUGUCCCUUUUGGGCCUGCUGGCCUCACCAAUUCAAACAAUAUGGAUCUAUGGUCAUUUGAAACUCAACCACUUCAAGACCACAUGCCACGGACCCUGCCCGUCCGUUGAAGACUGGCUGUGGGCCUACCUCAGGGAACUCUUGGCGCAGAUCAACUUUGACUUUGGCACCUCAGUCUCUAUCCCUCGCACCCUGGAGAUCAAUGCCAAUGGAGAAUAUCUAUCUCUUCCACUGGGACCUGACAGUGCAGCAGUCAGAACACUGUUGCGAGCAGAGCGCAUUUCAAUUGGCUGGAAUCAAAGUUGUGCUCUUUGGCAUGCUGACCAGCGCCUCAGAUGUGAUGCAAUCCUCCUGGAAUACCUCCAAUCUGGACUUCAAUUGAAGAGUCAGGAAGGAGACACUGGACGUGUACAACCUGCUGAACCAGUAGUCAUUGCGGUGCAACAUGGCCACCAACUACAAGUUCAUCUUACCUCUCCUGGCAGCUUUCUCUUUGAAAUCCUGGUAGAAAUGCAACUCCCACUGAUCCGCAAGGUCAUUGACAUGAAGGGUCGCAUCUUGCCGGUCGACCUCAGGAUCUGGCACCCAAUCGCUGUCAAGACACUCGAUGAGGCACCUUGGACUUUGAUGCCUGGAUUUUUUCGAAGAGCCAAUGGGUCCAAAUUGGACGAGAAGAGAGGUCUACACGAUGGGCAAAUCUGGAAGAGCCUUCUUGCGCUUCUUCAUGAAUCACCUGUCCUUGCAUCAGCAGCGCUUGCAAUCCAUCCUGCAUUUGCCUCAGCCCUGCUCCGAGACUGGCUCUCGCCAACUCAUGUCCGGCAGCUGAAAUUGGACUUUGAACACUCCUCAGGACACAUUGCUUGCAUUUUUGAGGCUCAUGGGCAUUGGACUUUGCUCUGGGGUUGCUGGACUCAAGUUGGCAUUAGAUGGUUCCAUUAUGAUGGCCUCCACACGAAUUGUCUCCAUGACGCAACUCAACUGGCCACAGCAAUCUCGAAGGUGUUGGGUUUGGAUUUUUGCCCUCCACUUUCGCUGAGCAUAACAGCCCAAGUUGAAGCUCAUACUUGUGGCACGGUGGCCCUGAUGCACCUUUUCCACAUCCUGAACCCUGGACUUAUGGUUCCUCCACAAGCCGUCAAGAUCAUUCAUGAUUGGAUUUUGGCACAACCUACCCUUCAAGGUAGUAUCUUUGCACAGGGCAUCACUGAGCUUUCACGGGAACAAUUCCACAAGCUCAAACAGUUGCUCCAAGAUCAUGGAGUACCUGAUGCUAAAGCUGACGAACGAGCACGAUUCGUCCUGCAGAAGGAUGAACUUCAAACAUCCAUGCGCAAAGAGCUUGACGAUUACAAGUCCAAUCAAGAUGCUCACAUGUCGGCCCCAAACGAAGAAGCCACUGAACAACGAUUCGCCAAGAUUGAAUCUACUCUUGGCGAGAUUCAAGCGCAGCAGACGCAGUUCACCCAGUGGUUCAACCAAGUCGGCCAAGCUUCAACGGCCACCGAGAAUGCCAUUCAGACGAUCAACUACACCCUCAGCACCCAUCAGCAAGACCUCCAGGGCCUGCAUCAUGAGAUCAAGAAUGUCUCGGAUAACCUUGGCCAAACAUUGCAGAAAACCUUGGCAAGCCACCAAACCGAGAUGACAGCCGACUUUGCGGCCAGAUUCGACAAGUUGGAGGCCAUGUUUGCCAAGAAGCAUAGAAGCGAAUGA
Cladocopium goreaui is the source of this 2895-nucleotide messenger RNA. NCBI's taxonomy places the organism in Eukaryota, Dinophyceae, Suessiales, Symbiodiniaceae. The record is from the annotation of a GenBank genome assembly.